This is a messenger RNA of Oncorhynchus kisutch (coho salmon), 1106 nucleotides long. It is a transcript of the gene fhl2a, whose product is annotated as four and a half LIM domains 2a. Gene Ontology annotation, cellular component: Z disc; nucleus. Gene Ontology annotation, molecular function: transcription coregulator activity. Bases 140 to 979 code for a protein of 279 amino acids. The record is from RefSeq and is a predicted model, not a curated record. Lineage: Eukaryota; Metazoa; Chordata; Actinopteri; Salmoniformes; Salmonidae. The transcript has 6 exons.
CACAAUUAGUUGUCUAUGGGUGGGGUAAUCCAAUCAGGAGUGACUACAGCUCGCCCUCUGUUCACCGGUCUCAGUCUGAGCAGACUCCUCACAGACACACACCCUCCACAGACAGAAAGUUGGGAUUCCCGGUGCAAAGAUGACAGAGCGCUAUGACUGCCACUACUGUAAGGAAUCCCUGUUCGGGAAGAAAUACGUCCUGAGAGAGGAAAACCCAUACUGUGUCAAAUGCUACGAGAGCCUGUACUCAAACACCUGUGAGGACUGCAAGAAACCCAUCGGCUGCAACACCAGGGACCUGUCCUAUAAGGACCGCCACUGGCACGAGGAGUGUUUCCAGUGCUUCCAGUGUAAACGCUCUCUGGUGGACAAGCCCUUCUCCACCAAGGAUGACCAGCUGCUCUGCACUGAGUGCUACUCCAAUGAGUACUCCUCCAAGUGCCACGAGUGCAAGAAGACCAUCAUGCCUGGCUCCAGGAAGAUGGAGCAUAAGGGUAACAGCUGGCAUGAGACCUGCUUCACCUGCCAGCGUUGCCAGCAGCCCAUCGGCACCAAGAGCUUCAUCCCCAAGGAGAACCACAACUUCUGUGUGCCCUGCUACGAGAAACAGUUUGCCAUGCAGUGUGUGCACUGCAAGAAGCCCAUCACUACUGGCGGGGUGACCUAUCACGACCAGCCCUGGCAUAAGGACUGCUUCCUGUGCACCGGCUGCAAGCAGCAGCUGUCUGGCCAACGCUUCACCUCCCGUGACGACUUUGCCUACUGCCUCAACUGUUUCUGCAACCUGUAUGCCAAGAAGUGUGCUUCCUGCACCACCCCCAUCAGUGGUCUGGGUGGCAGUAAGUACAUCUCGUUUGAAGAGCGCCAGUGGCACAACGACUGCUUCAACUGUAAGAAGUGCUCCGUCUCCCUGGUGGGCCGGGGUUUCCUCACCGAGCGUGACGACAUCCUGUGCCCCGAGUGUGGCAAAGACAUCUGACAGGCAGCGAGUGGCCGACACGUCUGAUUGGAAAUUAACGAAACAACCAGGAAGUAACAACGACCUAUCAGAGCACAACUGAGUAUCACUGUAUAUAUAUAUAUAUAUAUAUAUAUACAAUUGAAGU